GGAUGCAAAUAUUUUCCUGUUUCAAUCUCUUGUGUAAAGGUAAAUAAUUCCUGCAGUUUUUAACUUGUUGUAAGGAAAAGCAAAUGUUGUGCAGCAUUAUCUCUAAUGUUUUCAGAUCCAAUGGUGUUCUGAGGAAUUAUUCUGUGUAGAAAAAUAUAUGGUUUUCUUGUGCAAAAUUCAUAUUUUUUGUUUUACGCAGAUAUCAGUAUUCUUAUCUGUCUUUUUCAGCUGAGCAAAAAAAUAUUUCUACACUCUAAACAUGAUUUCCUGAGCAGAAGAUUUGUUUUUAUGCAGAAAACAUAAUUGUAUUUCUGUGCAGAAUUAUUUCCAAGAACAUUUUGUCAUGCUGACUAUGUCAUUUACAAAUGUUACACAUUUCAGACCUUUUUAUGCAACAUGCAUAUGAAUUUUUGUAUUAACAUGUAAGUAUAGACACAGACACCAACAGUGAUGAUUAAAUAUGCUCAAACUGUAUAAGAAAGAUUCAAGUAAACAUUUUGGAUUAAUUGUGCCCUGCUUGUUAUUUUUGUUUUUUCCCCACAGAUCAUUAAGGAGAAAUGGAAAACCAAACUGAUAGAUCAGAGUUUAUUUUCUUGGGACUUUCUAGUGAUCCUCAGCUGCAGAUCUUUUUCUUUGUAAUAUUUUUUACCAUUUAUUUCAUAACACUCUCCGGAAACAUCACAAUCAUCCUAGUGAUUAAAACAGACCCUUCUCUUUACUCACCAAUGUAUUAUUUUCUCUCUCAUUUGUCUUUUGUUGACAUCUGUUAUUCUACUGAUAUUGUUCCUAAGAUGUUGGCAAACUUGCUUAUGAAGCAAAAGACUAUCUCCUCCACUGGCUGCCUUACACAGAUGUUUUUCAGCCUUCUCUUGAGUGUUACAGAAGUGUUUAUCCUUUCAGCAAUGGCUUAUGACAGAUACACUGCUGUGUGUCAUCCACUUCACUAUGUAGUGGUCAUGAGCAAAUCAGUAUGCAGUUACCUGCUGAUGGGCUCAUGGCUAAUGGGCUUGUCUUUUGCAGUAAUAAAUGCAGUGCCUAUAUUCAAAGUACAGUUCUGUGGCUUUCAUGAAAUCAGGCACUUCAGCUGUGAACUCCCGCCAUUGUUGAAAAUAUCUUGUUCUGACACCUUCCUCAAUAAUAUAAUCCUUUAUUCCUCUGUUGUAAUUUUUGGGCUUGGUUCCUUUCUACCAACCUUGAUCUCCUACAUUCACAUCAUUUCCACCAUUUUGAAGAUCCGCUCAACAGAGGGACGAAGCAAAGCUUUCUCUACCUGUAGUUCUCACCUGACCGUGGUUGGUUUACUCUAUAUGACAGGAAUGUCCCAGUACAUGAAACCCAGCAGCAUCUCUUCAGUAGUGGUGGAUGAACUUUUUUCUGUUCAGUAUAGCAUUUUGACUCCUAUGCUGAAUCCAAUUAUUUACAGUUUGAAAAAUAAAGAAGUGAAGAGAGCACUUGGGAAACUAUUUGGGAAAAAAUAAAUGUAAUU
Messenger RNA from Anolis carolinensis (green anole), 1486 nucleotides. RefSeq names its product olfactory receptor 5AR1-like. The transcript has a single exon. Bases 558 to 1478 code for a protein of 306 amino acids. Gene Ontology annotation, biological process: G protein-coupled receptor signaling pathway. The record is from RefSeq and is a predicted model, not a curated record. Gene Ontology annotation, molecular function: odorant binding; G protein-coupled receptor activity; olfactory receptor activity. Lineage: Eukaryota; Metazoa; Chordata; Lepidosauria; Squamata; Anolidae. Gene Ontology annotation, cellular component: membrane.